Molecule: messenger RNA, 1290 nt
Organism: Ostertagia ostertagi
Lineage: Eukaryota; Metazoa; Nematoda; Chromadorea; Rhabditida; Trichostrongylidae
Source: the annotation of a GenBank genome assembly
AUGGAUCAAACCAGCAACAACUUCAAAGGUCGUUUAGAACACCAAGAGCUACAGACGAAGACAACCAAUCUACAAAAGGCCCUCGACAGCUUUAUCGAGGCGGCCGAUAUGGUAGACCAGCCACCGAGCGAAGAGCAAAUGGACAGAAUCCAGCAGAACAUCGACGUUGCUCAAGAGAUACUCUUCAGAGGAAUCAAUCGUCUGGUUCAGCUCUCCCUUUUCUUGGAACAAAACUCCAAUACGACGCAAUCCGAUGCAACUACGGACGAAGCUCUUCAGCCACGUCUAGCCCCACUUCCAAUUCCCAAGUUCCGAGGACAACUGUGGGAAUGGGAUCAUUUCUGGAGCAUCUUCGAAGCCGUCAUCCACAAAAGCAACAUCAGCAGGAUCGAAAAGCUUAGUUACUUGCUGGAAGCCCUUCAAGGACCAGCAAUGGAUACGGUGAAAGAGCUUCAAGUCACAGCGGACAACUACGACGUUGCCAUCCAACUUCUCCGAAGGAAAUACGACAACCAAGAAGCAGUCAUCAGCCAACUGCUUCAACAUCUCCAGGAUAUGCGACCGAGAAGCGCAACAAUCGCAGACCAAAUGCAUACCCUCGACAAGAUUCUCCCCGUUGUGGCUCAACGAGAGCAGAAAGGAGAGAAUACCAAUACCCAGCAAAUGCAGCAUACCAUCCUGUCAAAGUUCAACGACAGAAUCCAACGGUCCGUGUUGAGGAAAAAAGCGGAAUCGGCAGAUGGCUGGUCGACGAAGCAAUUGCUAAAAGAUCUCCAGGAUUUCUUCGAAGUGGAAGCUCAGAUUCAAAAUAUGCGAGGGACCAUGGAAAGUAACCGAAAGGAGACAAUUCCGAGCAUGAUACCAGUCGACAGAACAGAAGCCAGAUCUGCGAACAACAGAAGCAUUAGGACAUUCCCGUGCUUCUACUGCAACGACACCAACCAUACACCAAGAUCCUGUCCGAAGUAUACCACAAUCGAGCAGCGACUGGAAGUGAUCAAGCGACGGAAUCUCUGCCAUAACUGCGGAUCAGGAGACCAUCGCGCCAAGGACUGUACCGGUGGAGCAUGCCGACAGUGCAACGAAAAGGGUCAUCACACCUCAAUCUGUCGGAAAGCUCCCAAACCACAAGCAUGGACACCGAAACCAGCAAGGAAUGCUCUUCCAAAGGCUCAACCAGAGGCACCAGCACCAAAGAAGAAAGCAGUGUCUCAAAACUUCGCCGCGGUCGUAGCCAACCAGAGCUCUACAUCCUGCAGGAUCGGCGACCACGUCGUCCUAUGCCAGUAA